CCCGAGUGCGAACCCCAUCUCCCCUCUCCGCCAGUUCCCCCUUUUCCCGUUCCUUUUCUUCUUCCGUCCUCUGCCGACCACCUCGGAUUCGCUCGUCGACAGCUCCGAAGCCCCCGAAAAAUUGAAGUAGGUCGAAGAAUUAUCGCUCGAUUUCGUCGGCAAGUUGGUCCUCCUAGGGUUUUGAUUCAUCGAUCUCGCUUUAUUGCGGAUUUCGCAUUCUUCUUGAGGUGUUUGGAGCUCGAUCUUCGAUCUUCUCUCCUAGGGUGCUUUUGCCCCAUCGGUCUAACUUGCUAUCAGUUGUUAGAUACCAGAUAAUUGCAACUACUGGGUGUAAGUGCAGUAAUGCCAACAUAUAGAUGCCUCGAAUGAAUUUGAUUAGCUGUCUUUAUGCAAUUACUGUUGAGAUCAUUCUCUGAUAUGGCAGUUGUGCGAUCCAUAUAGUGCACUUUAUUGCUUGAUUAGUUGAUUCUGAAAGGAAAAGGGGAAAUACUUGGCUAUAGUUGUUUCAUGGCUGCGCACUCAUUAGCCCAUCAGGAUCAUAAUCUAGUUGUUCCAGACCAUUCUCUUGUCAUUGGCCAAGAGUUCCCGGAUGUGGAAACCUGCAGAAGGACGCUUAAAGAUAUUGCUAUUGCUUUACAUUUUGAGCUCCGGAUUGUGAAAUCCGAUCGCAGCCGAUUCAUAGCUAAGUGCUCCAAGGAAGGAUGCCCCUGGCGGGUUCAUGUGGCUAAGUGCCCUGGUGUCCCAACCUUCUCAAUCAGGACGUUGCAUGGGGAGCAUACAUGUGAAGGAGUUUGUAAUCUUCAUCACCAGCAAGCUACUGUGGGUUGGGUUGCCAGAUCUGUGGAGGCCCGACUCAGAGACAAUCCGCAAUACAAGCCAAGGGAGAUAUUGCAAGAUAUCCGUGAACAGCAUGGUGUUGCUGUGUCUUACAUGCAAGCUUGGCGUGGGAAAGAGCGAAGCAUGGCUGCAGUCCAUGGCACUCUUGAGGAUGGAUAUCGCUUUCUUCCAGCAUACUGUGAACAAAUGAGGAAAACAAAUCCUGGGAGCAUUGCAUUAGUUUAUGCAACGGGUCCAGAAAACUGCUUCCAUCGUCUGUUUAUUUCCUACCGUGCAUCAAUUUAUGGUUUUCUGCAUGCUUGCCGGCCUCUAUUGGAACUUGAUAGGGCACAUCUUAAAGGAAAGUACCUUGGAACUUUGCUUUGUGCCUCAGCUGUUGAUGCUGACGACGCAAUAUAUCCAUUGGCAUUUGGUAUUGUGGAUGCUGAGAGUGAUGAAAAUUGGAUGUGGUUUCUAUCAGAAUUGCGAAAACUUCUUGGAGUUAAUACAGACAAGAUGCCUGUAUUAACAAUAUUGUCUGAGAGACAGAAAGGCAUUGUAGAAGCAGUUGAGACCCACUUUCCCACUGCUUUUCAUGGUUUCUGCCUACGUUAUGUAAGCGAGAGCUUCCGUGAUGAGUUCAAAAAUUCAAAAUUAGUCAACCUCUUUUGGAAUGCUGUUUAUGCUCUCACUGCAGCUGAAUUUGAGGCAAAGGUAGCCGAGAUGAUGGCAGUUCAAGAUGUUAUGCCAUGGUUCCGUCUCUUUCCACCGAACCUCUGGGCUGUUGCACACUUUGAAGGGGUCCGUUAUGGUCACUUCACUCUGGGAAUUACAGAGAUGUUGUAUAAUUGGGCCCUUGAUGGCCAUGAGCUUCCUAUAGUGCAAAUGAUGGAACACCUACGCUAUCAGUUAACCGCUUGGUUUAAUGAUCGUCGCAAUAUGGGAAUGUCAUGGACCUCAGUUCUUGUUCCAUCUGCUGAGAAGCUAAUUUCAGAAGCCAUUGCUGAUUCACGUUGUUAUCAAGUCCUUCGUGCAAAUAAAGUGGAGUUUGAAAUUGUAUCGUCAGAGAGAACAAAUAUUGUUGAUAUACAGAGUCGCUGUUGCUCAUGUCGUCGGUGGCAAAUUUAUGGUAUCCCAUGUGCACAUGCAGCUGCUGCAUUGCUGUCUUGUGGCGAGGAUGUCCGACUCUAUGCACAAGAGUGUUUCAGUGUUAGGAAAUACAGAGAGGCCUAUUCACAAAUGAUAUAUCACAUUCCAGACAGAACUCUUUGGAAGGAGUCAGGUGAGGGAACAGCAGGUGGAGCUGGCAAAGCAGAUAUUAUUAUACGCCCACCCAAGAUUCGUCGGCCACCUGGGCGCCCCAAAAAGAAGGUUCUUCGGAUAGAAAGUUUGAAGCACCCAAAGCGAGUUGUUCAAUGUGGCCGUUGUCAUCUAUUAGGGCAUUCUCAAAAGAAAUGCACAUUGCAAAUCUGACAGUUUUGGACAUUUUCUUCUUCAAUUAAAAUCUUUGCUAUAUUCUUAUAUAUGAAAGGAAAGUAGAAUUAGUGUUGUAUCGUGGCAUAUAAGUAUGUUCUAAUUUUUCUCGUCCUUACUAUAUGUUCUUUAUUUGAUUAAAGCUAAGGAUGCUGUCCUUUUAUGAAAGCCUAUUAUGGAUUGUAAUUUUACAUUAUAGAGAUCAAUCAAAGCCAAAUCCAUGCUUUCUUGUA
Phoenix dactylifera (date palm) is the source of this 2522-nucleotide messenger RNA. RefSeq lists its product as uncharacterized. NCBI's taxonomy places the organism in Eukaryota, Viridiplantae, Streptophyta, Magnoliopsida, Arecales, Arecaceae. The record is from RefSeq and is a predicted model, not a curated record. Gene Ontology annotation, molecular function: zinc ion binding.